This is a messenger RNA of Talpa occidentalis (Iberian mole), 564 nucleotides long. RefSeq names its product chymotrypsinogen B-like. Gene Ontology annotation, molecular function: serine-type endopeptidase activity. Bases 1 to 564 code for a protein of 187 amino acids. The record is from RefSeq and is a predicted model, not a curated record. The transcript has 6 exons. NCBI's taxonomy places the organism in Eukaryota, Metazoa, Chordata, Mammalia, Eulipotyphla, Talpidae. Gene Ontology annotation, biological process: proteolysis.
AUGGCCUUCCUUUGGCUUCUCUCCUGCUUCGCCUUCAUUGGGGCCUCCUACGGCUCCAGGGACCCUGCCAGCGAACCGGAGCUGAGCAUUGUACCCAGGAUCAUUAAUGGGAAGGACGCUGGUUCUAGCUCCUCCCCCUGGCAUGUGUCUCUGGAGAACUCCUCUGGAAAGCUCAUCUGCGGGGGCUCCCUGAUCAACCGGAACUGGGUGAUCACCGCCGCCCGCUGCAGAGUCAGGGUGUAUGACUGGGUUGUGGCUGGGCUGCAUGACCGACGCGCAUAUGGGAAUAAAAUCCAAUUCUUAAAGAUUGGCAAGAUUUUUAGGUACCCCGAGUUCAACAUCAGCACUUUCUAUGGUGACUUCGCCCUCUUGAAGCUCAUUACCCAGGUGAACUUCCAGCGCACAGUGUCUGCCAUUGCCCUGCCCAGUGUGGACGACAGGUUCUCUGCCGGUUCCCAGUGCAAAAUUGUGGGCUGGGGACAUACCCGCCGCCAUGGGUAUAGGUCCUGCACCCUGGUGCUGCUGUCGGAAGUGGUGGUGGUUGUGGUGGGGGAACAGGGAUGA